UACUGACACAUCGACAGAAACUACCAGUAGCGACAGCCCAACAACUACAAGUAAAGACACAUCGACAGAAACUACCAAUACUGACAGUACCGACAACUCAAUCACUCCAGAUAAUAGCACACCAACCAAAUCUGCUAGUACUGACACAUCGACAGAAACUACCAGUAGCGACAGCCCAACAACUACAAGUAAAGACACAUCAACAGAAACUACCAGUAGCGACGCCAGUAGUGACAGUACUACAAAUACAAGUACCAAAUCUACUAGUACUGACGACAACCCGACGAGUACAAGUGAUAAUCAAUCAACUGAAUCUACUUCCGCUUCCUCAGCGAAUAAUGACAAUACUGACGGUCCAACAAGCACUAGUAGUGAUAAUAGCAACAGCCCAACAGCUACAAGCAAAGGCAAAGACAAAGAAUCCACCAGUACUGACACUACCAAUACAAGUACUAGUGACAUGCCGCUACCUUCGGUGGGAAGUAUCACAUCGUCCACCCCAGAGAUUACGCCCCCACCCGAAGAUAGCACGACAGUCGAAACUCUCACAACUGAGUCAUCUUCAGACAAGUCUACAGACAAACCUACAGACACGAUCACGUCGAGCCCUAGCUUGCCAUCUUCUGCGACACCCACAGAAGAGUCUAGUGUAGAUGAUACUCCCACGUCUGUGCCGACCGCAUCCAGUACAGGCUCCCCUGCGCAAACAAGCAGUUCAGAAGUAUCAGUUGAGCCUACUUCGGUAGAUACUUCGUCUAAUGAUAACAGUCAAAUCACCUCCACGACGAUGGUGGCGGGGCAAUCUCCAACAGCAUUACCUUCAGACAAUAAUUCCAUUACCGAUGGAACACCGUCAUCAUCUACACCUUCAACAAGUAUACUUGACGUUCCCACAAAUGAUAUCCAGUUGCCAUCACCACAGCCUGGGGUUGAAGUGACUCCCACAACUACAAAUUCUAAUUUACCGGACAUGAUCCUCCCCUCAGGCGUUGUCGAACCGCCGGAGGGUGGAGGAAUAUUGGGUUCUCAAAUUGCUGUACUGUUACCUCAGGAUAUUGGUAAAGCUGUCGACAUACCAGCAAGUUCUGUAAUAGUUCUUUCGGAAAAUAAUGAUAAUGGAGCUGUCGUGUUGAAACUUUCUAUUCCUGAGAAUAGUUUUGGUGAUGUGAGCAAUGCUAUUAAAAAUCCCUCAAGUAAGUUGUAUACCGAGGGCUCAAAGUUUACUCAAUAUUUGGAUACAACAUACCCACUUAGCCCCCCGAAUCCUGAUUCAGUUACCAGUGUUACGGGUCCGAGCGACGGUGGAAACGCAGAUAUCUCUAAUGGAAAUGAUACCCCAGGUUCCAGCGCAAUAAAUGACAGUGCCAACGCAGGAUCUGGUCACAGAGCCUUGGUAGUGGUCUUGGCUGUCGGACUUUCUACGUUCUUAUAUGCUGGACUAACUGCACUCGUAAUUCGAGCGUACAAGAGGAACAAAGCUCGUGCUGGUCACCGCCAAACGGAUUACACGUACGGUCCGGCUAUUGCAUCACCAAUGAUGCGAGAGACUGUCCUGACUUGA
Messenger RNA from Paraglomus occultum, 1561 nucleotides. The record is from the annotation of a GenBank genome assembly. Lineage: Eukaryota; Fungi; Glomeromycota; Glomeromycetes; Paraglomerales; Paraglomeraceae.